ACCAUAAAACGCCAAUAAAACUUCUUAAAAUGCCAUAGAGUUCCCUGAAACUUCCUUGAGAACCGCCCGAACGCCGUGAAACGUAACUACAACGCCUUGAAACCCCCUAAGGCGCCCCUGAAUUUCCCUAAAACGCUCUUGAAAUUCCUAAAAACGCUUCUGAAGCCCCCUGAAAUCCCCUAAAAUGUUAUGUAACAGACUCCCUUUGAAACGUCCCUGAAAAUCCCCUUAAACCCUCAAAUGCUCUCCCCUCUCGAAACCACUUAAAUGGUAUGACAAAAGCCCUAAAACGCUACUGGUCUCCUUUAAAACGCUUCUGGAAGAUUCUGGCGCAGAGCACGGCACAAUGAGAGAGAGAGAGACUGUCUACUGCAGAGGCGAUCGAUAGACUCCAGAGUCCAGACUCUAGAAAUUGCAUGGUAUUGUGGCUUAAACCAGUAUUUUUGGUCUUCAUCUUGGUUUACGAUCCGCAAUAUUAGAUUUAAUAGAAUAUUCAAUUUCAAAAUCGACAGGUUCCCAUAAUACGAAAUACAAUUGCUUGAACCACCUUGUCACGGUCGCCAUGUUGCAGUUGAAAACGGCGUCGGACCGAUCGACAGACUCAACUCGUAAUACAUGGUACAAUAGUUUGAAUCACCAUUUCACGGUCGCCAUCUUGGAUUAUGAACCGCCAUUUUGGAUUUCAAGAUGGCUUGUGAUAUCGAUUUAGUUAGUUCCACACUCCUAUACUGAAUGGUACCAUUCCACGUCCAUUUGUUUAGGUUCGGUUUAUUGCGAGAACAACACAAUUCUAAUUCCGAAGGGCACAGGAAAAUUGUGCUCAUCUGAAUCGGUUUCUAUAAGCGAUGACAGUACUAGUUUGAUACUGAAAGUCUCUCAGUGCUGACAGCCAUGUCUCACAGUGGCCUCUGUCAAACUGUUUGUAUCUGAUUCGGAAGGGCACAGAGGGUGGUAAUCUGGACCGUUGUUUCUGAAGGGUGUUGAUGGUUCUCAUCUGGAUAACUUCUCGAAGCUGCUCUUUGAUUCCAAUCGCAUAAGGCUUCUAUAGAACUUACACUUCAGAAUCUGAUUCAAAAGGGCGCCUACGGUGCCCAUCUGAGACACUUUAGAGCACUAAUAAUACUAUUAUGAUACUGAAGGGCGCUAAUACCUAGUUGUCAUCUGCGCAUUGCCUUCUCAAUUUGCAAAAGAAACCAUAAAACACUGUUGAUAUCUGAUUCUGAAGGGCGUGUUCAGGUUUCAGUAAAAAAAAAACUGAUAUCGAUCGCUAAAGUAAAUCUUUUAGAGUGAGUUUCGUUUAAAUUUGAUUCUAAAGGGCGCAGAUAGUAUUUGUAAACCCUCUUUUUUGACAGAACGCUGAAGAGUGUCACAUCUGUGAAACUUCAGAAAUGUUCGAAUCUGAUUUUGAAGGGCGUAAGAGUAAAACUCAUCCGAGCUACUCUAAAGCGACAAUAAUAAUCUGGUUCGGAAGCAUUUGUAUUAUCUUUCAAAAUUUAAUGGGCAUCUGAUUCUGAAGGGCGUAGAUAGUGUUGAUUCGAAUCGGACCUAAGCGAUACUGUUAUCGCUAAACUAAUUUAUUGUGUAAACCUUAGAUUCUCAUGUGAGAAAUUGUGAAGCGGAAAUAAUACGAAUUUGUUUCUGAAGGGUGUUCUCAUUUAAAAGAGUAUCUCUGGACCUCAGUAUAAGGCUAAUUGAAGCCACCUUACAGCAAAAUUAUUAUCAUUUUGUGACUGCGCCCUUUAACAUCAUAAGUUGACAUCUGAUUCUGAAGGGUAACUCAAGGUUUUGGCAAGUAGAUCGUUAAUUGAAGCCUUUGAAGCUAGAUUAGCGUAAAUUUAAUUUUAACUUUUUUGCAAGAAAAGAGAGAUUUGUUGAUGAAUUGUGCCACGUUCAAAACUAAUCGUAUCGAUUUCUGAAGGGUGUAAAAUCAAACACCACCGAGCCACUCUACAGCGAUCAUACAAAUCUGAUUCUCUGAAGCGUAUGCAUUAUCUCCAAAUUACAUUUCAAGUCCAUUUUCGUAGUCUAGCAAAUUCAGUGUGAAUCUGAUUCUGAAGGGCGUACACUGAUUAAAAACACUGUUGAUAUCUGAUUCUGAAGGGCGUCAAGACAUUUUUGAUUGCUAAUUGAAGCCUUUAGUAUGGGAAUUUGAUUCGAGAAAGGCGUAGAUUGUGUUCAUAGACACACUUUUCCACAAGAACAAGAAUAAUUUCUUGUUAAAGGGUGCCACAUCUGUGUAACUUCAGAAUUGUUCGUAUCGGUUUCUGAAGGGCGUAAAAUUACACUCGUCUGUAUCACUCUACAGUGAUAAAACAGAUCUGAUUCUAAAGUGUAUGCAUUAUCUUCCAAAUUGCAUGUUAAAUCCAUUUUGGAAGUCUCCUUAUAAUCAGAAUUAUUGUGAAUCUGAUUCUGAAGGGCGUACAUACCCAAUGACCAUGCUGUACAAUAAACCCCUCUUAAACCUCCUAAGAUGUCAAGCUAGGUGCAACAUAAUGGCGUAGUGUACGUUCAGCGAGCUUGUCUUGGUCAUAUUGACCCUAGAGUUAAGCUUGUUAAAAAAAAGCUAAAUAAGCUGUUAUUCGGCUAUCAUUGUUACUUGGGUAGGGUUGAUUUUCGAAACACUCAAGCAAUACUGCCAUUGCUGAACAAAUUCAUUCUGACAUUUUUUGAAUCUUACCUGAGAAAUUGUAGAGUGAAAAUAGUACGAAUCUGUUUCUGAAGGGUGUUCAUGGUUCUCAUCUAAAAAUUACAAAAAUGGAUCUGAUUUAGAUCGCUAAUCAAAGUUCUAAUCUGUUUCUGAAGGGAGUAGAUUUGAUACAUCUCAAUCAUUUUUUUUUUUUGCGAGGACAACACUAAUUUACUUUUGAAGGGAGCCUGAUGAGCCUUCAUCUGGAUAAACUACUAAAAUAGAAAUCUGGCAGUAUUUUCAUGUAUCUGACUCUAAAAGGAGUUCUUGUAUAGAUCAUCUUGUUAACGUUAGUAUUGGAUUUCACUUUCGAAAUUUGUCCAUAUGGUUUGAAAUAUUGUUAACAAAAUACGAAAUAAUAAAGGCUUUUGUCUAGGGAUGUCAAAUUGUUCAUAAUGAUCGAGUAUUAGUUAUGAUCGAGUGUGGUAAUAUGAUCGAGUUUCGAAUAAAUUGACCUUCUCUGGUAGAUCAAUACUGAAACUAAUCAAAUGAUCAGUAGUCGAUCUUUAUCUUAACCUAAAUUAAUCGAAAAAACAAUAACUUCCCGACAUCCCUACCGUUAUUGCGCACUUUCAAAUUCAUCGAUCACAUUUUUAACCACUGUGCGUCGUCGCUUUAGGCGGCGGUACCGAUCGACUCAAAAUAAGACAUCAAAUUAUCGUUGAAAACAUACGUUUAUCGACUCGUCGUCUUCUUCGCCGUCGUCGUCGAACGGCGUCGGAAAAACGAAGCCAGCCCUCUCUCGACUGGUUUAUUUUUACCAAAAUUACUUAAGUCUUUCUGCUCGUGUUGUUGAUCGGUUGUUUUUGUUGUUGUUACUGUUACUGUUGAAUUGCGGUCGUCAUUAUUUACUCAAUUGUGUAGCAGCACCCCCACACGAAGUUGUUGCGAUUUUUUUUCUUUCCUAGAUGAACUAAUGCGAGAAAAGUAUCGGAAAAAAAAUUGCGAUUCCCACAGAGGAGGGGUGCGUUUAGUAGUUUCGACCCGAAAAAUGGAUCGACGACGACGACUACGAGGAAAGCCUUGACGAUCCAUCAAACGGUGGCGUCCAAACAUUCUCCGCCAGCCCAUCCAUCCCGUCCCAGUCGAGAUUCGAGAGAUGGUGGUCCAGUUUUCCCACGCAAGAUUUUCCCCUUUUUUUCCGCUCUCGUGGCGCCACUCUGUAGUUGCGAGACCGUUGUGAGAGCAGUGAGAUCGGCAAAACUUUUGAAAUACACACACAAACUCACGAGAUCGCUGGGCGAUCUUUUGAGGAAAAGAUUUUCACGAUUAGCCAUCGAACAGGGAUGUAGCUUCGGGAAUUGGAAUAAACUUUAUUCAAAUUCAUUCGUCAAUGAAUUAAAGAAAAUGAAUCCGAUCUAUGCGACGAAGGAAAGAAAGUCUUCUAUAUCGACCUAAUUCCAGAAAUAAGAAAAAUUCGGAUUAUCGAUUGCUUUUUUCAAUAUUUCACGUGCAAAACUCUAAGAUUGGAUUCAGUCAUGCGAAAAAAAAAGCUGCAAGCAAUACCGAUUUGUUAAACCUAUCGAUAAAGUAGAUCACUUACCAUUCAUCAUUGAAUUCAUCAAAGUUCAUGGCAUUGUCAUAAAAAAAUAACAACUCCGUCUUAGCAACUGAUUGUCAGUUGAUAGAUAGUUUUUCGUGGAUGGUCGAUAAAGAAGAUUGUCUCCCGCCAUUACAGUUACGUGCUCUUUCAGUGAUUUCAAUGAAGAGCUUAUCACAGUGAAUCGAAGUAGGUAUCUUUAUCGAUUAUGUGAAUGGAAUCCAACAUCAACCCUUGAUUGCAUUCUAUCGAUUAUGCUUGAAUUCUUAUGAGUCGGUGAACAAGAAACGAGGACCACAUCAAUCUUUGUGGUCCACGAUUAAAGAUUUCUUGAGAGGAAAAUUUCUCAAAAAAUAGCCUUCUCUCGGCUGUAUUUCAACCCUUGGUUAGUCGGUAAAGUAGAUGUGCGAUUAUGAGGCAAUGCCUUGUAAAGAUUCGUCUCAAAGUCAUGUACCUUAAGCAUCUCCAUCUUAACAACCGAUUGUUGGUUGGUAUAUAGUUUUUUUUUAAUAAAUGGACGAUAAAGAAUAUAUUCCCACCAAUAUUGUUACUUGCUCUUUCAAUGAUUUUAUAUGACGAGCUCAUCACAGUUAAUCGAAGCAUGUAUCUUUUCGACCAUGUGAAUAACAUCCAACAUCGACCCUUAGUCGCAUUAUAUCGCUUAUGCUUGAAUCUUAUUAGUCGGUAAAGAAGAUGCGUGAACCACAUCGAUCUUUGAAUGUCAAUUACAUGUGAGGCAUCGAUGUAACGAAAAUUUGAAUAAUCAUGAUAUUUUAGGUAAAAAUUACUUGAAUAAUCGCUUGAGUUGCAAUAUAAACCCUUGGUUAGUCGGUAAAGUAGAGAUGCGAUUUAUAUUCUCCUUUAGAUAUUUUUAUUACCUAUGGUAGUCCAAAAAUGGUCACCGAAACAGGUGUUCGUAGAUGAAAUUUUACACUAAGGAACGUGAAAUUUGCUAAAUCUCAAACUGUCAAAGUCACGUGAAAUUCAUGACAUUUGACAGCUCUGAUUAAAACUCAUCCUGUUGACUGUACCUUAUUCAUGAUCGAUAAAGAAGCACCAUUUGUCAAGAAGUUGCUUUCUGGCAGCAGUGUUUGGUCCAUGGAUAGUCGGUUUAGAAGAGUCGAAUUAUAUUAACCUAUGUUAUCAUCGAUAAAUUACGUAUACAGACUAGAUGUAGUUGGAUUAUAGUUAAUCGGUAAAGAAGAGGCGUCAACAGUGCGGUUGUUCUUCAUGGCGAAACGUCCCAACCACCGAAAAAGUUCCUGAACUGACCGGGAAUCCAACCAGUCACCCUCAGAAGGAUCUUGCCUGUUAACUUUUUGGCUAUAUGGUCAAUGGAAUGUUUAAAUGGCAGCUUCUCUAUCGAUGUAACGAGCAAUUUUCUCAAAAAAAUCUCUUUUUGGUCGGCAAUGUAGAAGUGAGGUCAAUAUGAUUUUUUCACUUUUUUUAAUCACUUUCUUUUCGAUGUGGUGAACAGAGAGACGGUGCAGAUGAGGUAUGAUUUGUUUAUAUUAAAACUCAUUCUGUUAACUGUACCUGUUAAUCGAUAAAGAAGAGGCAGGAUAUGUUCCAAUAGCCACCAUCUGACGCAAUAUUUACCCCGGGUUAGUCGGUAAAGAGGAAACACCAACCUAAAUAAUCCAUAGAACAUAGACAUCUAUAGAUAUCCAUGAAGAUAUCCAUGAAAAUAAUUCUGGCAACUAUCUAUUCUUCUUACAAAUGUUCGGAGUAUCGAAUUGUGUGCAAAUUCUAAACCGGAAUACUGUAAGAAUUCAGAAUCUUAUUUUAUGAUAAUUGAGUCUGGAUUCUGUAACAAUUCCGGUAGGAGUCUAGUUGGAACAUUGAGACCGAACUUGUAAAAGUUCUUAGACGGAUACUGUAAGAACACUAUGACCUAUUUGUACUCGCCAUUUUUUAAAGAAGAGGUGGAUUCUGUAAAAAAUCCUAAUCCUAGUAAGAUUUUUGAUCUGUAUUAACGAGAUUUUUAACCCUAAAGACCCUAAAGACCCUGAGACACAUAUUUUGAGAGUCCUUCGACGAAUUUUUCGAGAAUUUUAAAACGAAUUCUGUGAUAAUCUUGCAAAGAACUGUGGGAAAAUCUGAAGUUUAAUUCUGGUGCAAUCAUCAGACGUAUAUUGUUGAAGAAUCCUGAGAUGGAUCCCAUUGAAUUCGCGAGUUAAUCAAGCGACACAUUCUGUUGAAAUCGUUACCUAUAACCAGACAGAUCUAAUGAAAGUCGUUAGACGGAUUCUGUAAAAAUCUGGAGAAGUAUUUUGAGAAGUCCUGAGACGGAUUCUGGAAGAAUCAUAUGUCUGAUAUUCGUAUUCUGUAAGAGUCCGGAGCCAAAUUUUAUAAGAGAGAAGAGGUGGAUUCUGCAUUAACCUUAGGCUAGAUUCUGAAACGUGUUAUUUUUUAGAAUCUGUGUCGGUUUUUGGGGAACUUCUAAUGCAGACUCUGUGAUAAUCUCGAUACGAUCUCUGGGAGAAUUUUAUGAUGCACUCUUGGAGAAUUUUAAGAUUUAUUCUUUAAAAUUCCUAAGCCAUAUUAAUAGGCAGAUUCUGUUAAAAUCUUCACAUGGGUUUUCGAAAAUCCUGAAUCAAAUUUCAAGAAAAUAUUGAGCUGGAUUCCGUGACAACUCCGAAAAAAGUCUAGCGAGAAUCGUUAGACGGAUUCUGUGAGAAUGUAGAGAAGCUUUGGGACGGAUUCUAGGAUAGUCCUAUGGCAUAAAUUCGAAAGAGCCCUGAGUCAAAUUUUAUUAGAGGGGAGAGGUGGAUUCUGUACUAAUCUUCUUGAGUGAGACGUGUUAUUUUUGAGAAUGCUGUGGCGGAUUUUGGGAGAAUUCUAAAGCAGACUCUGUGAUAAUCUCGAUACGAGCUCUGGGAAAAUCUGGAGACUUUAUGUUGCAUUCUCGGAGAAUGCUGAGAUGAAGAAUGCAUCUAAAAUGUCUGAGCCAAAUUUAGAGGCAGAUUUUGUUAUCUUGGAUUUUACAAGGAUCCUGAAUCAGAUUUCAAGAAAAUAUUAAUCUGGAUGCUGUGACGAUUCUGAGUAAAGCCUAAUUCAGAGAAGGAUUUUGUGUAGUCCUGAGACGGAUUCUGGGAGAGUUCUAGGAAUGAUGAAAAAUCUGUAAAAGUACAGAGCCAAAUUGUAGAAGAAUGACCAGGUGGAUUCUUCAAAAACCUUAAGCGCAGUGCUGAGAAAAUUCAAAGACAAGUUUGACUAUUUUUUGAGAAUUCUUAGGCGGGCUCUGUGAUAAUCUCGAGAUGUACUCAGAGAAAGUUUGUAGAUGGAUGAUGAAAAAAAGAAGCAUUCCUAUGCCUAUGCCAAACUCUAUAUUUUGUUAAAAUUCUUAGAUGGAUUCUGUAAGAGUCCGGAGAUAAAUUUUUCGAGAAUUCGGUGACAAAAUCUGAGAUAUUUAUGACACGAAUUCUGUGAUAGAUUGCGGAAUAAAUCUGACACGUGAUCUGUAAAAAUCUUGAGCCAAAUUUUACAAGUAUUAGGAGGCAGACGCUGAUAAAAUAACUUGCUCAAUUCAGUAAGAAUCUUGUGAGAAUUCCAUGAAGAGAUAAUGAGAAAAGCUCGCUAGACAAGUUAUUUUUUUCAAAAUCCUGUGACAGAUUUUGGGAGAAUUCAGAGGUGGACUCUGUGAUAAUCUCGAGCUGAUUGUAGUGAAAUGAUCUUUGAGAAAAUCUGGAGAUGGAUUCUGGUAGAAUUAUUAGAUGCAUUCUCGAAGAUUCUUGAGACGCAUGCUUAAAAAUUCCUAAGCCAAAUUUUAGAAAACAUCAUCACGAAUCAGAUUUUGUUUAAACCCUUACCUGAAUUCUGUUAGAAUGCUGAGACGAAUUCUGUAAACAUAAUGUGACAUGUUCUGUAAGUAUUUUGAGACGCAUUGUGUGAGAGUUCUGAGUCAAAAUCUGAGGAAAUCAUUGAACGAAUUCUAUGAUAAUUCAUUAGUGGAAUUUGGGCGAACCCUGAGACGGUUUUUUUUUUUAUAUUCUAAGAUUUUUUUUUACAAAAAAACCAAUAUGGUAGAUUGUUGAGGAUUUCCAAGACAUAUUCUGUAAAAGUCUUGCCCCGAAUUUUAACGUGAGUUUUGUGACAAUCUCAAGACGAAUUUUGUGGUAUCCGUCAGAUGAACUCUGGAAGAAUCUGGAGAUGGAUUCUGGUAUAAUCAAAAUAUGCAUUCUCUGAGAAUCCUGAGACGUCAUCAAAUCUGUAACAAUCGUGAACCAAAUUCUACAAGCAUCAGGAGUUAGACUCUGGCAAACUCAUAAGCUGCGUUCCGUAAAAAUCCUGUGAAAAUUUCCAGGCGAAUCCUGUGUAAAUUUUGAGAUGGAUUCUAUGAUCAUUCUGUGACUUUUUUGUGUUAUAACUCUGAGACCAACUUUGGGAGUAUCCUGAAAUCGAUACAUUCUGAGAGAAUCCGUAAAACUCUGAAUUCUGUUAAACUAAUGAACCAAAUUUUCUUUGAAUCUGGAGAUGGAUUUUGGUAUAACCAUAAGAUGCAUUCUCUAAAAAUUCUGGGAACUAUUCUGUAACAUUGAGGAACAAAAUUCUACAAGAAUCAGGGGGAAAACUCACAAGCUGGAUUCCGUAAAAAUCCUGUGAAAAUUUCCAGGCGAAUUCUGUGUAGUUCUUGAGAUGGAUUCUGUGACCGUUUCUGUGAUAACUCUGAAAUCUCUGAACUCUGAGCCUAACCUAACAAACAAUUUAGCUAUACAAGACUUGAACAAACAGCUCUUAGGCAAAUUUCAGUUUAGGAAACUGUUAUUCAGCUAUCUCUUUCAAGAAUCAAGAUGCACAUUUUGUAAUAAGAUACUAGCUAGAUUCUGAUCGUUAGAAGCUCGAGGCGGAUUCUACCAAAAUCGUGGGGCGAUUUAAGUGAGAAUCUUGAAAGGGAUUCAGCAGGAAUUCUCAGACAAAUUUCGCUAGAACCGUGAGAUGGAUUCUGCUAUUUUUUUAAGACAAAUUUUGUAUGCUUUAGGUAAAGUCCUGUGAUUUUUUAUGUAAUAUCGGCGAAAAUUUUGAGAUGGACUCUAUGAUAAUUCUUUGAUAACCCUGAGAUGAACUAUGGAGAAACCAUGAGAAGGAUUCUGUCAGACUCUUGACAUAUAUUCUGUGACAAUUUAUAAAAAAAAGGUGUGAAAUUCAUGAGCUGAAACCUACGCAAGAACCAAAAGGUGGACUCUGUCAAAAUCGUAAGCUGGAUUCCGUGAAAAAUUCUUUGUGAAUUUUCAAGAAAAUUCUUUGGAAAUUUCAAAGCGAACCCAGUGAAAAUGUUGGAAUGUAUUCUUUAAUAAUUAUGACUCAGAUUCUGUGAUAACCCUGAGACAAACUAGGAGAAAAUCCUGAGAUGGAUUCUGGCAGAAUGCUGAGAUACAUUCUGGGAGAGUACUGAGACAUAUUCUGUGUAUUACAAUAAACAAGAUACAUGUAUUUUAGAUGGAAUCUAUAAGAAUGCCGAGACGGAUUGUGUAAGAAUUCAGAGACAAACAACCUGAGAUGUAUUCUGCAUCUCUUUUUGGGCCCUAAAUUUCUAAAUUGCCUUAGAAUUUGUCUUAUAGAAUACUCUAAGGCAAUUUUGAUACGGAUUCUGUGAAGAACUUGGAACAAUUUUUUAAUGAAUUCUGAGAUGAAACUAAACCGCUCGAUCAAUUUUUGGAUAAUCAUGCGACCGAUUCUGGUAGAAUCCGGAGACGCAUUCUGCAAAAAUCAUGAGCUAAAUUCUAAGAAUCAAGAGGUGGUCUCUGACAAAAUUCUAAGAUGGAUUCCGUAAAAAAAACUGUGAACCAACAACGGGAAAAUCCUGAGAUGGAUUCUGGCUGAAUGCUGAGAUAAAUUCUGAGAGAGUCCUGAGACGCAUUCUGUAAUAGUGAUGAGCUAAAUUUUACAAGAAUCAAGAUGCAGGUUCUGUAAUAAUAUUUUUGAUGAAUUCUGUAAGAAUCCCCAGACGGAUUCUCCAAAAAAAAAAUGCAGAGGCGAAUUAUACGAGAAUCGCAAGGUAAUUUCGACGAGAAUCGUGAGAUGGAUUCUGCAAGACUUCUGAGACCAAUAUACGAGAAUCCCGAGGUGAUUUCAACGAGACACGUGAGAUGGAUUCUGCAAGACGAAUUCUGAGAUGAAUUCCAUGAAAAUUCAGGACAGGCUUCAGUGACAGCUUGGUUCGUAACAAUUUGAGAGCAAAAUUUUGCAACGAUUCUGAGCAUGAUUUUGUUCGCAUCCCGAGCAGGAUUCUGCACGAAUCCUAAACUUGAUUUCGAACACUUUCAAAAACUCUUCUGAGCCUGUCAGCAUGUGGCAGGUUCUGAAAGAUGUAAGAAUUUGGAGACGAAUUCUGCAAGAAUUGUGAGAUGAAAAUUUCGAGAUGCAAUCGACGAGAAUCCUGGAAGGAAUUCUGCGAAAAAUCCUAGACAAAAUUUUCCAGAAUCGUGAGAUGGAUUCUGCAAGACUCAUGGAACAUUUUUUGUUCUAAUCCUAAGUUAAAUUUUCUGAAAAUCCUAGACAGUUCUUAGCGAGAAUCAUGGGUUCUGCACAAAUAAGCUGAAUUCUGGGCGGGGGUUUUGUUCGCAUUUAGAGCUGGAUUCUGCACGAAUCUUAAGCUUCAAUUUAGUAAAUUUCUAGAUAAUCAGCAAUUACUGCCUUAUCACCUACGCCACUUGAACCCUGAUCUCUUCUCAUCUUUGCGAACCGGCCUACGCCGCCGGUCAACCACGGUCUCCGUGAGAGAGGUCUUUUCGUAUCUUUCCCAAUCUCUGCUGAUCACCACUACCUACUUGCAUUGCGCACCGUUCCACCGAUCCGUACGGAACCAACUACUAGGUAGUGUUCAGAGGGGGCGGCAGAAUCGGAAAAGUCGCCGUUCGCCACCCUGUUGUUCAAGUCACACGAUAUUUUUAGCAACCUUUCCCUCCCGCUACGCGACCGUUCGUACGCGAGUGAUCCUCUCCGCAGAUGUGUGAUCUGCUGUGUGUGUCGUCGAUCGGGUGUUGAUCGCGCAGCAGAAUGAAAACAACUACUUGUGUGAUCGACGACGAUGACGACGAGACGACUGAUCGUGCCAACAAGAUUCGGUGAAGAUUUAGUGAACGCGUAUCAAGCAGAAGACUGAAGAAAAGAUGACACUACUGUGAAAAUCCAAGCAAAGUCUCUACGAAGAAGACGAAGAAGUGAUCGCGAUCGAUGACGGUUCUGUCAGUCAUCAUCUCAAUGGAUCGUCCACGGCAAAGACGUCCAGCAGCGGCGAUACGGCAGUCGCCAAGAAGUCGGUCAAGGUCGGCGAAGCAGCAGCAGCGUCUGCUGCGCCGGCAGCUCUACCAACCACCAACGGAACUUCCGGCCCUAAUCAUUGAAGCUACCGAGGAAGAUGCGGUUGACAGUUUCGGUGACGCGGCGAUGAACAGUGAACUACAGUGCCAGUACUACGGUUCAAGUGUGAAAGGGCCUCCGCAAGUGGCGGCGACGGCGAUGGAUGCUUAUCAGCACCACCCCCACCACCACCAGCAGCACCAGCAUCAACCACAGUUUGUACAGCACCAGCCACAGCAAUUAGUGCCAAGUGAAAGUAAUUACCAUCAUCAGGUGUAUCAGGCGUCGCCGCAGCAGCAGCAGCAGCAACAGCAGUCUCAGCCGAUGCUAACCAGUCCACCGAUACCGCCGAUAAGGAACUUUGAAAAUGUCAUGAUCGCUGGCGGCGGUGGCGGCGGUGUCGUUGGAAAUCCGCUGGUGGACUCUGGCGGGGAGGGAGGGUUUGUAUACGCGAAUCUGCUCGGAGGAGGAGGAGGCGGAGGAAAUCAUGUUAAUUACAACGGUACCUAUUACGGCGGCGGCGGCGGCGGCGGAGAGCUAAUUGAUUUAAGUGCAUCACAGCAGCAUCAGUUGCAUCAGCAUCAACCUGUUGCAACGUUGAGCCAUCAAUCAUCUGCCGUGCACCAGCAACAGCAGCAACAACAACAACAGCUCCCGCAUAAUGAUAUGUACAAUGCCGAUAUCGAUUUCAUGAACAAUUAUUUAAAAAGCCUUCCGGACUAUGCGGCAGUGGCCUGUCCGAGUUCCAGUGCAGGCUGUGGUGGAGGAGGAGGAGGUGGAGGCGGAGGAAUCGUGGUGAGUAGUGGCGGCAGUGGAAAGAGUGAAAACUACCGGCACCAUUACGUCAAUGACCCCUACCUGCAAUAUUACGACAGUGCAACGGCGAUGCAAGGCUACUAUCCGAUCGCCAAGUCCAGUUCGUACCACGCGUACAGCUCGAUCCCGUCCCUUACGUCCUCUUCGUCUGGAUCGGGGACUGGGAGCAACUCCACGGGAGGUCAUCCCACGUUUUAUCAACCGGUUCAGCACUUUCAGUCACAGCCAUACCAUCGUCAACUCCCGCCUCAGCACCAUCAUCAUCACCAUCAUCACCAUCACCAAGGCCAACAUCACUAUCAGCAGGGUGAUAAAUUAACUCGAAGUAAUUCGCACUCCAUCGUACAGCCGCGAGCCUCGACCGAGAACAAGUACGCUGGAGCCGGUUGUGCUCACAAGAAGAACAGGGCCACCCCAAACGAUGGCAAGGGUUCUUCUUCGACAGCACCCAAGCAGUCUAGCAUGAGCAAGUUCUGGCAGGAAACCACCUCCAACAAACCGUCCAACAACGCACCCAAGUUCGGCUGGAACUACGACCGCAUCAUGGCCAAAACCAAGAAGGACGUCCAGAACAGCAUCAACGAGUACAAGAAGAACGUCACCAGCAUGCACAAUCUGUACAGCAGUCCCGACGGCCACAUACCCGAGGCUAGCAAUCACUUUAAGCUAAGGAAGAACUAUUCCUACUCCCAUCUGGACAAGCAUAUCCGCGAUCACCUCACCGAGGAAGAGUUCCAGAAACUAGUCAGCGAGAGCGAGUCCAAGCCGAACUUCUACAGCAACCACUCCUGUAACUUCGUCAACCCGCUUUGCAAGAGCUUCUCCAGUGGCGCUAUGAGCUUCGGUCAACCCUUCCUACCCCCUCCGCGACCCGUCCCUCCUUCCAUCAGUCAAACUCCCACAAACCUCUCCAAAAGCUCCUCCAACACUUCCAUCCUCCGAAGACCUUCCAUAACCCUGCCGGACGUAACGGCCUUCAUCCCGUCCCUGAACCUCGCCAAGAGCUCCUCAUCCUCCUGCAUCUACACCAAAGCCCUCAAUCAACCCAACAGCAAGAAAUACAACCUCUUUACCCCCUACAAACCCAUCGUCCCGGACUCCCUCCCGCCCGGCGAUAUCAGCGCCACCAACAAAAUGAUCUCCAAGAACAAUGCCCUCAUCAAGAAGAGCGCCUCGUUCAACCCGUUCGGCAGCGGCGGCGGGCCUCCCCCUCGCAAGGGAACCGGCGAAAGCUUCUUCAUCAAGCAGCACAUCCCCCCGCCCAAUAAGGUCGUCAUCGACUACCCGCCCUUCACGAAAAUCUCCUCCAUCCAAAUCCCGAUCAACGGGCAACUCCCGCCGGCCUUCCCGAACCGGGACUUCAACAACAACCUCCACCACCCCCCGCAGGACUCCUGCAUCAUCAACAUCGAGGACAACAUCGAACAAAGCAUAGCGGACAUCUACAACGUCUCCGCUCCCAGCGGAGUCUUCAAAAGCUACUCGCACUCCCGCCUCAACCCGGACGCCAAGAACUUCACGCCCAGCCGAUCGCUCUGCGACCAGUCCACCGCCACCACCACUGCCCUCACCCGGUCCAACUCCAACAGCUGCACCGUGGCCAUCAACCACACCGGUCGGAUCCAACCCCUCCCGGUUGCGACCUCGAUGACCUUCGCCUCCACCGUCCAGGUCACGCCCACCUACGUCCCCGCCAAGGGCAUCACCCUAUCACAGUCUGCGACCCAGAUCGCCUCCUACGGCGACGAACCGGAAGACGAGGACACCAUCGUCCCGUGCGGCUCAGACCUCGACGAUGACGACGAAGACGACGAAGACGAUGACGAGUACGAUCUCAACUACCUGGGGGACGAAGACGGCGAAGCCGUCCCGGAACCCGACCAACCCACCUACAGCCACACCCUUGAUCAGUACUUCAUGCCGUCCACUUCCGCGGUGCAUCGCGGAACCGCCGAAAAACAACCGGACACCACCACCAUCCCUCGGAUAUUCAAGGCCUCGGCGGACAUCUUCCUGGAAACGGACGGUGCCGCCGGGCUGGAUCCCAGCGGGACCGGUCCGGGAUCCGCCGACCUGCAGUCACACCACCAGCAUCAAUACCUGCUGGAUGAUGACGACGAUGACGAGGAAGUCACGGCAGCCGGUGCGUUUCCCACCUCGCCGGAUUCCACAGAUUCCUGCUCGCCCGGAGGAGCGGGAUCCAGUACUACGGCGGCGGCGGCAGUCGCAACGGAGGACGAUACCGGAACGGAGGUAGCGCUUGAGUUUGCUUGGUGACGCCGCUUCACAGCUCCCGCUGCCCAUAGCUAACGCUGAUCCCGCGCCACUGCCAACCCGCGUUCCCACUGCCCACUGCCCAGUCAAUCGGUUUGUUCUAACAGCAUGGUUUUGUUGUGAGCUUUGUGUUGUCCGUGUGUGUGAAUUGAAGUAUUGUACUAAUUCUUCUAUUUCUAAGAUACUGUUUAGUUGUUGCAUCUGUUUUUAUAUUUUCCGACGAACGAAUUUGCCAAAAAUCGAAAAGAACAUGUCCAUUGAAAUAGCUUAUGGAUGGGUGUCGUGCACAGACAAACAUACAUACGAACAUACAUACGCACAGACAGACAAACAUUUCUUUCACUUGUUCAAUCUGAAUCAGUAUUCGAGUAGUUAGUGAAUGGCAGUUCCUGCAAUACGAUUCAAUCGGCAAUUUCUUGGAAAGCUUCAUCGGAACUUAUUUUGAAAUUUUCCUCCGAAAUUUCUUAGGACAUUUCUUUUGAAAUUCCUGUGGCAAUUGCUUCAGGUAUUAGUCAGUUUAUAGAAUAUUCUUUGAACCAUGGGUUUGGUAAUUUCUCAAGCACUGCUUUUAUAAAAGGUCUUUCGACAUUCCUGUCUGGAAUUCCUUCGCCAAUCUCUUUAUAAAUUACUUUGGCCAUUCGUCGGGAAUUUUCUCGUGCAAUAAAGAAAUUCAAGAAUUUCCACCAAACGGAAUUUUUGAAGAAAUUGGCAAUGGAGUUCCAGAAGGAAUUGCCUUUUCCCAAAAGAAUCGUCGAAGGAAUUUCAAAAAGGCAUUGCCGAAGGAAUUUUCAAAUAACAAAUUCCUUAAUUCCUUAAAUCCUUCUGGAAUUGCCUGAGAGAUUUCCGAAGAAAUUGCCAAAGGAAUUUCAAAAGAAUUCGCCAAAAAAGUUACGAUUAAAGAUUUCAAGUGUUGCUGAAUUUUUUUUUAAGAAAAUUGCCGAAGAAAUUCCUAUAAAAAUUACCGAAGAAAUUCCUAAAAAAAAUUCGAAAGCAUUUCCAAAGGAAUUGGACAAAUUGAUUCCCAAAAAGAUGUAGGAGAAUUUUCCCAAAGUUUUUGUUGAAAAAAAAAAUCCAAUAAAAUUGGAUUCUUGCAAUUCUUCUCCACAAUUCCUUCGACAACUCAUCAAGAAAUUUAUUUGGAAAUUUCUUCACUAAUUUUAUUGGAAUUAAACAAAAAACUUUUGGAAAGUUCUCCUGCUAUUUCUAUUUUGGCAAUUGUUUUUGCCGAUUCUUUUGGAAAUGCUUUCGCAAUUUCUUUAGGAAUUUCUUCUGUAAUUUUUAUAGGAUUUUUUUCGGCGAUUCUUUUGAAAAUUUCUUCGGCAACUCUUGAAAUCUUUUUUCGGAGUUUUUAGGCGAAUUCUUUUGAAAUACCUUCGGCAAUUAACUUGGAAAUCUCUCAGGCAGUAUAUUGGAAAUUUCUUGAGAAAGUCCUUUGAGAAUUCCUUUGCCGCUUCCUUUUCCAAAUUCCUUCGACAGUUGCUUUUUGAAAUCCCUUCCGGAAUUCCAUUGCAAAUUUCUUCAGCAAUUCCGAUAGAAAAUGCUUGGAUUUCCAUCGUUUUCGUUUGAGAAAUUUGCAAUAAAAUCGUCUAAGGAGAUGCCGAAAGGCUUUUGGAAUUAUGGAGAUUCCUAAAAGCAUUGCCUGUGAAAAUUCCAAACUAAUGGCUCAAGGAAUUUCCAGAGGAAUUGCCAAAGAGUUUGCGCUUUUCUUUCGAGAAUGCCUGAGAGAUUUCCGAAGAAACUGACGAAGGAAUUUCAAAAGAAUUAGCCUAAAAUUCCGAUUAAAGAUUUAGAGUGUUGCUGAAGAAAUUUAAAAAAAAAUUAAGAAAAUGCCUAUAAAAAAUACCGAAGAAAUUCCUAAAAAAAGGCGAAAGCAUUUCCAAUGGAAUUGGACAAAUUAAUUCCCAAAAAAAUGUAGAAGAACUUUCCCAAAUAAAAUUGUAUUUUAUCUUGAAAUGCCUUCACUAAUUUCAUUGGAAUUAAAAAAAAACUUUUGGAAAGUUCUCCUGCAAUUUCUUUUUUGGGAAUUGAUUUGGCCAAUUCUUCUGGAAAUGCUUUCACAAUUUCUUUAGGAAUUUCUUCGGUAAUUUUUGUAGGAUUUUUUUUCGGAAAUUCUUUUGAAAAUUUCUUCGGCUAUUCUUGAAAUCUUUUAUCGGAACUUUUUGGGCGAAUUCUUUAGAAAUACCUUCGGCAAUUCCUUUGGAAAUCUCUCACGCAGUUUAUUGGAAAGUUCUUGGGAAAUUCCUUUCAGAAUUCCUUGGACGCUUCCUUUUUCAAAUUUUCCUUCGGUAGUUGCUUUUUGAAAUUCCUUCCGGAAUUCCAUUUCAAAUUUCUUCAACAAUUCCGAUUGAAAAUGCUUGAAUUUCCAACGAAAUUGUUUAAGAAAUUUCCAAUAAAAUUGUCGAAGGAGAUGCCGAAAAACUUGUGGAAUUGUGGAAUUUCUCAAAAGCAUUGCCUGAGAAAAUUCCAAACUAAUGGCUCAAAGACUUUCCAGAGGAAUUGCCAAAAGAGUUUCCGCAACUCUCUCGGGAGUUCGUUGGACAACUCAUCAAGCAAGUUAUUUGGAAAUUCCUUCACUAAUUUUAUUGAAAAUUUCUUCAAAACACAUUUGGAAACUUCUCCAGUAUUUAUUUUUUUUAAGAAUGAAGUUGGCCAAUUCCUUUGGAAAUGUUUUCGCGAUUCCAAAUGGCAAUUUCUUUGUUAUUUUUUUUAGGAAUUUCUUCGGAAAUUUUCUUGAAAAUUUCUUCGACAACACUUCAAAUCAUUUACCGGAACUUUUAAGGUGAAUUCUUUUGAAAUACCUUCGACAAUUCCUUUGGAAAUCUCUCAGGCAGUUUAUUGGAAAUUUCUUCGAAAAUUCUUUUUAGAAUUCCUUCGCCGUUUCCUCUUUGAAAUUUCUUCGGCAACUCCUUUUUGAAAUUCCUUCCGGAAUCCCAUUGCAAAUUUCUUCAGCAAUUCCUAUUGAAAAUGCUUGAAUUUCCAACGAAAUUCUUUGAAAAAUUUCCACUGAAAUGGUUGAAGGAGAUGCAAAAAUACUUGUGGAAUUAUGGAAUUUCCUAAAAGCAUUGCCUGAGAAAUUCCAAACUAAUCGCUCAAGGAAUUUCCAAGGGGAUUGCCAAAAGAGUUCUCGCAAUUCUCUCGGGAAUUCUUCAAGCAAUUGAUUUGGAAAUUUAUUCACUAAUUUCUUUGGAUUUUUUUUCAAAAAACACCAUUUGAAAACUUUUUCAGCAUUUUUUUUUUUGGGAAUUAAUAUGACAAAUUCGUCUGCACAUGCUUUCGGUAUUUUUUAUAAGUAUUUGUUCGGCAAUUUUCUAGAAAAUUUCUCUGUUGAAAUUCCUUCGACAAUUUCUCUGUGAAUCUCUCAGGUAGUUUAUUGGAAUUUUUUUCGGAAAUUCUUUUGAGAAUUCCUUCGCUAUUUCCUUUUUGGAAUUUCCUCGACAGUUCCUUUUUGAAAUUUCCUCUGUAAUUCCGGUUAAGUGUAGAAUUAGCUUUAGUUAAAAUACACAGAAAUAAAAACCAAAAAAAAAAACUCUGUAAUUCCAUUGCAAAUUUCUUCAGCAAUUCCUAUUGAAAAUGCUUUGCUUGAUUUUCUAACGAAAUUGAUUAAGAAAUGUCCACUAAAAUGAUCGAAGGAGAUGUCGAAAGACUUGUGAACUUUCCUAAAAGCAUUGCCUGAGAAAUUUCCAAAGGGAUUACCAGAAAAGUUUCCGCAACUUUCUCGGGAGUUCCUUGGACAUUUUUUUUUUGAAAUUCAUUCACUAAUUUCAUUGGAAAUUUCCUCAAAAACGCAUUUGGACAUUUCUUUAACGAUUUUUUUUAAUUGAUUUUGCCAUUUACCCUGGAAAGGCUUCUGCAAUUUGUUAAGGAAUUUCUUCGGUAAUUUUUAUAAGAAUUUCUUAGUCAAUUAUUUUGAAAAUUUUUUUGGCAUCUCCUUUGAAUUAUUUUUUUCAGAAUUUAUUCGACAAUUUCUUUUGAACUUCUUUCGGAAAUUCCUUUGAGAAUUUUGCAUGCAGUUAGUGUAAUUUUUUUCGGGAACAUCUUUGAGAAUUACUUUGGCAUUUUUUUUUGGAAAUUGGGAAUUCUUUCUGGAAUUCCAUUUCCAAUUUCUUAAGAAAUUCCUAUAGGGAAUUUUGAAAUUUCAAAAACAAAAUUGAUUGAGACAUUCCCAAAAGAAUGGCCGAAAAAAAUAUAAAGAGAAAGGAUUUCGCUAGGGAUAUGCAGAAAGAAUUGUGGAAGGUAUUCCUAAAUCAAUUAGCUUAUAAAUUUCAAAAUGUAUAGCCGAAGGAUUUCCCAGAGGAAUUGCCAAAAGAACUUCUUCAGAAAUUUUCGAUCAAAAUUUGUAAGAAUUUUCCAAAGGGACCUCUGAAUCAGCUUCCAAAUGAUUUUUAUAUGGAUAUACAAAGAAAUUGCAGCAAUAAUUUCAUAAAAGUGCCAAAGGCAUUACCGACGGAAUUCCCAGAAACGAAUUCCACAAAUAUUUACAAAGAAAUAAUUUAAGAAAUUUCCAAAAGAAUUUUCGAAGAUAUUCAGAAAUUAUUUGCUGAACAUUGCCGAUAGAAUUUUCAGAAAAGAGUUGCCAGAGAAAUUCUCAAAUAAAUUACCCAAGUAAUAUUCAAAACAAUUGUCAACGAAAUUGUCGAAAUUCUAAACAUAUUUUUUUAAGAAUUGAUUCAACCAAUUCCUCUUCAAAUGUUUUGACGAAUUUCUGCUGUAAUUUUUAAAGCAAUUCAUUCGGCAAUAUCUUUGGAAGUUUCUUUGGUAACUGUUUUCAAAUCUUGUUUCGGAAUUUAAUCGGUAAUUGUUUUUCCUUUGGGUAUUUCCCAAGCAAUUUGUUGGAAAUUUCUUUGAGAAUUCUUUUGGUACUUCCUUUCUGAAAUUCCUUUGGCAAUUAUUUUUGGAAAUCUGUAUUUUUUUUGGAAAUUGGCGAUUCUUUCUGGAUUUCCAUUGCAAAUCUUUUCAAUAAUUCCGAUUGGGUUUAGGUAUUCUCAAAUUUUUGAAAAAAGUUUUGGUCAUUUCUAAAAGAAUUUCUAAAAGAAAAGAAAAGAAAGAAGAGGGGAAUUUAUAAAGGGAUCUCCGAAAGGAAUUCCCUAUGAGAAGGCCGAAAGAGUUAUGGAAAGCAUUCCAAAAAGAAUUGGCCUAUAAAUUUCAAAAUUUCCAAAUUGGCCAAAUUGAAGAAAUUCCAAAAAAUAAAGUUAAUCAGAUAUUUCCAUCAAAAUUAAAACAAUUUUCCAAAGGGAUCGUCGAAGCAGUUUCUUAACGAAUUUUGAUAAAAAUUUAAAGAAAUCACUGAAAUUGACAAAAAAAAAAAUACCAAAGGCAUUACUGAAGGAAUUUGUAAAAAAAAAACGAAUUUCACUAGAAUUUACAAUGGAAUAACCAAUUUCCAAAGUUAUUUCCGCAGGAAUUCUCAAAGAAAUUGCUGAUCAAGUUUUUAUGGAACUACCGAACUUUUUUUUACAAAAGACUUGCCAGAUGAAUUCUCAAAAAAAAAUGCCCAAGCAAUUUCCAAAAGAAUUAUCAAAGAAAUUGUCGAAAGAAAUUCUGAAAAUAUUUCCGGAGAAAUGUCCUCAGAAAUUGGUUACUUGGUUAACACAUUCCAAUGAGAUUUCCGGAGAAAUUCGAAAAGAAUUUUUCAAACGAAUCCUGAGGGAAAUUGCCGAAUCAGAUUGAAUGGAAUUCUCGAAGAAACUCACAAUGCUCAAAUUGAUUGCUGCAACUAUUUCCAUAGAAAUUUCCGAAGAAAGCCUCAAAAGAAUUCCCAAAUGAAUUUUCAGCGAAACUUUUCGAAGCAUUUUUCAAAGAAAUUGCGAAGAAAUUUGCUACGGAAUGACCGUUUGAUUAUCCAAAAAAAAUACUAGAGAAACUCCCACAGCAAUCGUCGAAGAAAUUCUCAAAAAUAAACGAGAAAGUAAUUCUUGAAAUUGCCGAAGGGAUUUUCAUUUUGCGAAUAAUUCAUUGUUCUUUGGAUGAGCGAUACAAUAGCACAUUUAGCAAUCAGCUAGUCAAGGUCCCUACAGAGAUUCAAUUGAUAGUGAACAAUUGUUUCGUUGCUGGCAACACUGCUGGAAUACGAUUAAAACAAUCUUUACAUUCAUAAUUCAUUGCAAGGUAGAUUUAUUUUCCAAUGUGUAUUGAACAAGGCUCAAGUGAGUACGAAGUGCUCUCUUGUUGUAGAGUUGGUUGGUUUUUUAUGCCUGGCAGCACUGGUUUAAAAGAAAUUUGUUGAAAUUCGUUAAAUUUCUAAAUGAAAUAAGCCCUGGGGAAAUUCCUGACAAUUUGUAGGAUGAAUUCUUAAAGAUCUUAUAGAUCCUUGGAGAUUAAAUCCUAUAAGGGAUGGUAGGGAUAUUUAUAAGGAAAUUACUAGAUUCCUCCAGAACUAUUUUUGCACAAAAUUUCAGAAAGAAUGUCGAAGUAUUCCUGUGCCUAUUUCUAGAGACACUAAAGCCGUACUGAAAGUCACUAUGUACACUAGCGCCACGUGGUAGUGAAAUUCGGAACUAUGCUCUUCAUGACCUAGAAGUACUCGUAGUCCUGAACAACCUUGCCGAAGAUCGUACCAUCUUAUCUGGCUUCAAUCUUGUGAUAUAUCACACCAAAGUCCUAUCGGAAGUAGCGAUGUACACUAGCGCCACGUGGUGGUGAAAUUCGGAACUAUGUUCUUCAUGGCCUAGAAGCACUAGUAGUCCUGAACAACUUUGCCGAAGAUCGUACCUUCCUAUCUAGCUUCAAUCUCGUGAUAUAUCCCACCAAAGUCGUACCGGAAGUCACUAUGUACACUAGCGCCAAGUGGUGGUGAAAUUCGGAACUACGCUUUUCAUGACCUAGAAGUACUCGUAGUCCUGAACAACUUUCUGCCUGGCUUCAAUCUCGUGAUAUAUCCCACCAAAGUCGUAUCCGAAGUAGCGAUGUACAUAAGCGCCACGUGGUGGUGGUAUUCGGAACUAUGUUCUUCAUGACCUGGAAGUACUCAUAGUCCUGAACAACUUCGCCGAAGAUUGUACCUUCCUGGCUCCUUGAAGUCCCCAGAAAAUCCUCUGAAACCCCUUUAACCCUUUGGAGCCGGAUAAUUUCGCCACUGCAAGCGCAAUCCCCGCAAGCUCCGAAUACCACCGGCUCCAAAGGGUUGAGCCCACUGAUCUUUCCGAGAUCCUCUGAAAUCCCAUGAUAAUCUUCUGAAAUUACCUAAAAUCCCACUCAACUCUCCUUGAAAUCUCCUGAGUUCUCCCCUAAACAUCCUGAAGCUUGCUGGAACUCCGUUGAAACGCUGUUCAUACUCCCAUUGUGUCCAUUUCUAACAUAUUUUAUAUUGUUACGAUUCGAAACAACCUGUACUGUUAAAUAUCCAUUUACGAUACCCCAUAUGGUACAUAACCAUAUGUAAAAUUGUUAUUUUAUCAUUUUCUAUAUGGUUGUCAGCAUGGUUAUCACAAUAGACUGUUUUUGUGCGAUGAUAGUAGAUUGCCAAGGUUGCGACCAUUCAUUUGCAAAGAUUUACAUUCAUUUGCUAUUAUCUCAGUUCAGAAGCAUGCUAUCGAAAAACAAUGUAUGGGUGAAUUUAACCUUGUAGUUUUAUCUGAAAGUUUGUCGAAUAACAUUGGGGUCGCAAACGUCUACCAAAGUCGUGAGCGAGCUGUGAAGGCAACUCUCCACGCGGUGAAUGUAAAUUUCAUUCACGCUGUGGAAAGUUGCCUUCACAGCUCGCUCACGACUUUGGAAUGCGUGUGCGACCCCAAUGUUAUUCGGCAAACUUUCAGAUAAAACUACAAGGUUAAAUUCAUCCAUACAUUGUUUUUCGAUAGCAUGCUUCUGAACUGAGAUAAUAGCAAAUGAAUGUAAAUCUUUGCAAAUGAAUGGUUGCAACCUUGUAGAUUGCUGCAGGAUUUCUCGUAGGUAUUCGCUGAGCAAC
This is a messenger RNA of Aedes albopictus (Asian tiger mosquito), 22521 nucleotides long. RefSeq lists its product as uncharacterized. The coding region runs from base 11403 to 14621 and encodes 1072 amino acids. The transcript is spliced from 5 exons. The record is from RefSeq and is a predicted model, not a curated record. Lineage: Eukaryota; Metazoa; Arthropoda; Insecta; Diptera; Culicidae.